CACCACCCACAGCCAUCGCCCCAAGACCACUUCGUCGUCUUUGCUCUUCCGUCCCUCUUUUUGCCCUAUCUUUUUAGGGUUUCUAUGACCUUUGAACCUCUGAUUCUUCUCUUCGUACCCGUCUGCUUCUUUCUCUCCUGCCUUUUUGCUCUUGAUCGAAGGUUAUUUGGCUCUGAACGCGUCCGAUUUGACCUCCCGGGGUUCCUUCACCUGCAACCAUGUCAAAGCUCUUCGAUUAUACCGGAAAUGAUGCCUUCUGCCCCGGGGGGUCAAUAUACUCAAACAUCAAGGAUUCCAGCCUCUUUUUGUCCCUUGGUCGCCAUGUGGAUGUGUAUUUCCCUCCUCGCAAGAGAUCUCGCAUCAGUGCCCCAUUUGUUGUCAGCGGAGACAAGUUUGAGCAGAAGGAGCAGGUCUCCAUUGAUGUUCUUCCUGAUGAGUGCCUUUUUGAGAUCCUCAGACGGUUGCCUGAAGGCCAAGAGAAGAGUGCCUGUGCUUGUGUCUCCAAGCGCUGGCUUAUGCUUCUAAGCAGUAUCCAGAGAGACGAGAUCUGCAGUAACAAAACAACUGGGUUUUUGAAGCGUAAGGAAACUUUGAUUUCAAGAAACACAGAUGAGUCUUCUGAGGCUAAAAAGAAGGGUGGUGAUGAAGUGACGCCUGAGGCUGUAGAUCUGGAAAUUGAAAGUGAUGGAUACCUUUCCAGAUGCUUGGAAGGGAAGAAAGCAACGGAUGUCAGACUUGCUGCCAUUGCUGUUGGAACUGGUGGCCACGGAGGGCUAGGCAAGCUUUUGAUCCGUGGAAGCAAUUCUACUUGCAGGGUCACAAACCUUGGCCUUGGGGCAAUUGCUCGUGGUUGUCCUUCUUUGAGGGUUCUUUCUCUAUGGAAUGUAUCUUCAAUUGCUGAUGAAGGUCUGAUUGAGAUUGCUAAUGGGUGUCACCAAUUAGAGAAGCUUGACCUUUGUGGUUGUCCCACAAUUUCUGAUAAGGCUUUGGUUGCAAUUGCAAAGAACUGCCAUAAUUUGACUGCUUUAACAAUAGAGUCCUGCCCAAGAAUUGGGAAUGCGGGUUUGCAAGCUGUUGGCCAGUUCUGCCCCAAUUUGAAGUCCAUUUCAAUCAAGAACUGCCCUCUUGUUGGGGAUCAAGGAGUUGCAAGCUUGUUAUCAUCAGCCUCUUAUGCCCUGACAAAGGUUAAGCUCCAUGCUUUGAACAUCACUGAUGUGUCUCUUGCUGUGAUUGGACACUACGGCAAAGCCAUUACUGAUCUAGACCUUGCUGGCCUCCAAAACGUGGGCGAGAGGGGCUUCUGGGUCAUGGGUAGUGGUCAUGGACUGCAGAAGCUGAAGUCCCUCACCGUUACAUCCUGCCAAGGUGUGACAGAUAUGGGACUUGAAUCUGUGGGAAAGGGUUGCCCAAAUUUGAAACAGUUUUGCCUCCGAAAAUGUGCAUUCUUAUCUGACAAUGGCCUAGUCUCUCUAGCCAAAGUUGCAGCUUCCCUUGAGAGUCUACAACUGGAGGAGUGCCACCACAUUACCCAAUAUGGAGUUUUUGGUGCACUUGUAAGCUGUGGGGGGAAGUUGAAAUCCCUUGCUCUGGUGAACUGCUUUGGGAUUAAGGAUACUGUUGAGGGAUUGCCUCUAAUGACUCCUUGCAAAUCACUGAGCUCCUUGUCCAUCCGUAACUGCCCUGGAUUUGGUAAUGCUAGCUUGUGUAUGAUGGGGAAGUUGUGUCCUCAACUGCAGCGUUUGGACCUCAGUGGGGCCCUCAGAAUAACAAAUGCAGGGUUUCUGCCACUGCUUGAGAGCUGUGAGGCUAGUCUGAUAAAGGUUAAUCUUAGUGGUUGCAUGAAUUUGACGGACAAUGUGGUCUCAGCCUUGGCUAAGGUGCAUGGCGGGACUCUUGAACAGCUGAAUCUUGAUGGUUGCCAAAAGAUCACUGAUGCCAGCAUGUUUGCAAUUGCAGAAAACUGUGCAUUGCUUACAGAUCUUGAUGUUUCAAAGACUGCAAUCACUGACUAUGGCAUUGCAGCUCUGGCUUCUGCAAAACAACUCAAUGUGCAGAUCCUCUCCCUGUCUGGUUGCUCUUUGAUAUCAAACCAAAGUGUCCCAUUCUUGCGAAAAUUGGGUCAGACCCUGUUGGGGUUGAACCUUCAGCAGUGCAAUACAAUCAGCAGCAGCAUGGUUAACAUGCUUGUGGAGCAGCUAUGGAGGUGCGACAUCCUCUUCUAAGCAGGGAAGGAACAAAAGCCCCCUUUCAGAAUUAGGAUGGUUAGAUUCGCGAAGGAGGGUAAUCAACUAAUCAGGAAGUUUCAGCAUUCUAGUCAGCUUUCAUGGUAGCAGCAGUUUGUGUAGUUUUUGGGUCCAUCAGCUAUGGGUCUUGUCAAUCGGUAACCUGGCUUCUUUUUGCAGGGAGUAUGGCCAAUUCCUCCCUUUUUUUGCAGGUUUUCACCCAAUGAAGAUCUGUUGCAAGAGUUUUGGUCCCCAAUGAUGGGUAUCACAUUCUUUGUGGCCAUAUUUCCCCGAGAAUACAGUCGCCAGGUUAUGGAUUUGUUUCCUAUGUUCAUGGUUUUGUGUUGCUGGGUAUCGGUACCUGGUGUUUUAGCUUAGCUUUUCGCUGGUCUUGCCAGUAUGCUUCAACUAAGCUUUAUACCCCUUUCAGUAAACUUUUGGAGUCUGUCCACUGUAGGUUUUACAACCCUUCGCCUACUUGAGGGUUGGGUUGCUAUUUUCCUCAUAGGGUGGGUUAAGAUCUCGUAGUCAGUCAGUCACCUUUUGUUUGUGGUUGCUUUUAGCAGUUCGAAUUUUGGUGGCCUUUGUGUUCAUGGGUUUUGGCUGUGGCAGCACUAGUCUGCCAUUACAACCCUCCUCUUUUUUGGGGAGGUUGUUUUUUCCCUUUUGUCAAACCCUAGUUUUUCAGGCCUCUCAUCUUUCCUUCAACUGUACUCCGCAACCUCUUUAUUAUGUAAUGAAAUUCACAUCUCUUUUGUGUUGUAUGCUUCUUCUUGAAUAAAACUUUGUGGGUCUUUCAUA
Molecule: messenger RNA, 3023 nt
Organism: Vitis riparia (riverbank grape)
Lineage: Eukaryota; Viridiplantae; Streptophyta; Magnoliopsida; Vitales; Vitaceae
Product: EIN3-binding F-box protein 1-like
Exons: 2
Coding region: 219-2222 (667 amino acids)
Biological process (GO): SCF-dependent proteasomal ubiquitin-dependent protein catabolic process
Cellular component (GO): SCF ubiquitin ligase complex
Molecular function (GO): protein binding
Source: RefSeq, a predicted model, not a curated record